AUGAGAAUUUACUGUGUGACCCAUAGAGAGGAUGUGAUUGACCCACCACAAGUGCUAAAACCCAGUAAUGUCAGUAAUUCAUUCUUCCUGAGGUGUGUUACACAAUUGGAAAUCCUGAAAACCAUUUCCAACUUAAAAGCAAAUACAUCCAGUGGCUGGGAUGACAUCUCAUACAAAUUUGUGAGAGGGUGCUGUACUGAAUUAAUAAAGCCACUACAAUAUUUAAUAAACAGCUCUUUCAGUCAGUGGUCUUUUCCUGACUUGUUAAAAGUCACUGAAAUAAGACCAGGACACAAAAAGAGAAUAACUACAGAUGUGCAAAAUUAUAGGUCUAUUUCAUUGACAUCAAGGCUACUUCUUGAUCAGCUCGAAUCAUUUUUCUGCAAGUACAAUGUGCUAAAAAGCUCUCAGCACGGUUUCAGGAAGGACAGGCCUAUAAUAACAGCAGUAGCUACAUUUUUUCAAGCAGUACUGGAUAAACUUGAUGAUGGAAACAAAGUUAUUGCCACCUUUUAA
Messenger RNA from Schistocerca serialis cubense, 516 nucleotides. RefSeq lists its product as uncharacterized. Bases 1 to 516 code for a protein of 171 amino acids. The transcript has a single exon. The record is from RefSeq and is a predicted model, not a curated record. Lineage: Eukaryota; Metazoa; Arthropoda; Insecta; Orthoptera; Acrididae.